Messenger RNA from Penaeus chinensis, 1368 nucleotides. RefSeq names its product glycine-rich protein DOT1-like. The record is from RefSeq and is a predicted model, not a curated record. The transcript has 6 exons. The coding region runs from base 1 to 1368 and encodes 455 amino acids. Lineage: Eukaryota; Metazoa; Arthropoda; Malacostraca; Decapoda; Penaeidae.
AUGGCCAUAUCUGUAAAUGCCCUCCAUAAUCUUUUUGAUGUUGUGGUGGAAACCGGCGAACACCUUGACCUUCAUGUCAACAAGAAUACAAAAUGCAUGCCGCGGCAAUGUGGUUCUACCGCAGGAUGUUGCGCACCCUUUACACCAACCGUGUCUAACGAGGAGAUCCUCAGAAGAGUCGGACAGGGACGCGAGCUUCAAAAAUUGAUCCGACAACUCAGAUUCCUCGGACAGUGCAAUCCAGUAGGAUCGGAGGAAGUGCUUGUUGAGAGCUACGAUCAAACUCAUGGCAUAGGUCAGUACCCACGCCGAAUGCAGUUUGAAGAGGCAACCCCUCAAGGAACGCUCUCGUCGCCUGAGGAGGAUCUGCUGGAGUUUCGAGUUGGCUCCAUCGAUCACACCAUACGAUUUCCCGUUAUGCAGGCCAUGACCGUGCUGCCGUCACCCCACGAACACCGUAACAUGAGGAUCCUGGUCGCCUUCCUGUUGGUUGCCUUCGUUGCAGCAGAGCAGAAGCGCGAGGCCGACCCCGGUCACUUCGGCCUCGGUCACGGCGUCGGUCUCCUCGGCCAUGGCCACUUUGGUCACGGCUUUGGGUACGGCCCGGCCAUAGCACAUCACCCCUACCACGGUCAUUCGUUCAUACAGUCCUAUAAUCAUCUCCUCUAUAAGCGAGAUGCUGACCCUGGUUUUUCACAUCACGGAUUCGGACACGGGCUGGGCCACGGGUUCUUCGGACAUGGUUUCGGUUUAGGCUAUGGCCACGGCUACGGCUACGGGCCCGGCAUUGCCUACCAUCCCUACCACGGCCAUUCUUUCGUGCAGACACACCACAUCGGCAAACGGGACGCCGAUCCUGGCUUCCUUCACAGACAUGGCUUCGGGCAUGGAUUUGGGCACGGGCUUGGCUUCGGAUUUGGACAUGGUCUAGGUCUGGGGUAUGGCCAUGGCUACGGGUACGGUCCAGGCAUCGCUCACCAUCCUUACCACGGUCACUCCUACGUCCAAACACACAACAUCGGGAAACGAGAAGCUGACCCUGGCUUCCCGAUUCACGGUCAUGGAUUCGGACAUGGAUUGGGCUUUGGUCACGGCCUUGGCUUCGGAUUCGGCCACGGCCACGGCUAUGGCCCAGGCAUCGCUCACCACCCAUACCACGGUCACUCGUUCGUGCAGACGCACCACAUCGGAAAGCGAAGCGCUGACCCGGGCUUUGCACACCCUGGCUACAGUUUAGGACAUGUCUAUCAUUAUGGCCAAGGGUUCGGACACGGUGCCUCGUUCGGCUACGGAACCAGCGUCUCUCACCCCGGGCAUGGGCAUUCCUUCCAGCACAGACACGGCGUGGUCUAUCCCUAUUACGGAUAG